Punctularia strigosozonata HHB-11173 SS5 is the source of this 477-nucleotide messenger RNA. Its product is annotated as Sm-like ribonucleoprotein. The record is from RefSeq and is a predicted model, not a curated record. Lineage: Eukaryota; Fungi; Basidiomycota; Agaricomycetes; Corticiales; Punctulariaceae. Gene Ontology annotation, biological process: mRNA splicing, via spliceosome. Gene Ontology annotation, molecular function: RNA binding. Gene Ontology annotation, cellular component: U5 snRNP; cytoplasm; U1 snRNP. The transcript is spliced from 3 exons. The coding region runs from base 1 to 477 and encodes 158 amino acids.
AUGCUGAGCUUGAUCAACUGGCGGCUGAAAGUGACGAUCAACGACGGACGCGCGCUUACGGGCCAGAUGCUCGCGUUCGACCGGCACAUGAAUCUUGUCCUCGCCGAGUGCGAGGAGUUCAGGCGCGUGCGCCCGAAGAAGAAGCCGGGCGAGACGGAGGCGGGCCCGGUGCAGGAGAUGAAGCGUAGCCUGGGCCUUGUCAUCCUCCGCGGCGAGACGGUCGUUAGCUUGAGCGUCGAGGGCCCGCCGCCGGUCACGGAUGAGGACAAAAAGAACGUGUUGCCUGUUGGUCCCGGUCGUGGUGCGCCAGCUGGUCGCGGAAUGGGCAUGAUGCCGCCCAUGGCGCCCCCGAUGAUGGGACGCCCGCCUAUGCCGUUCGGCCCCCCUGGCAUGCCCGGUCCCCCUCCCGGGUUCCAAGGUCCCCCGCCGGGCUUCCAACCGCCCCCAGGAUUCCCUGGCGCGCCUCCUCCCGGGUAA